AUGGGGAAGUUGUAUUUAAAGCCUAUGGUCGAAUUUCACGGCUCUUUGAUGAUGGCUUUCAUUGUUUAUGUCUCAGGAGGGAACGGGAUCGCGGUUGUAUGGGGACUCUUUAUGUGUGUCGUAGCUGCUGGGGCUGCUUUCUUCAAUCCGUGCAUCAGUCUUGCCAGUCUUUUCAGAGAGCUGAACCAAACUCAUCAUCCAUGGACUAAGUCUCUUGAGACUGUCCUUUGUAUGAUGACUCAAAUAUUAGGCUACUUGGUAGGUGGACUGAUCGGCUGGGCAGUCGAAGGAGAUACCUUACUCCCCCCUCUGUGAGUGAGCAAAAAAAUUUUGUUCACUCACGGAAAGGGGUUAAUAUUUUUUUUUAAAACAAUUUAUAUAUAAAUUUUAUAUAAAAAAUAUUUUUUUUUGGGAUUUAAAAAAAAUCCUAAUUCGCAAAAAUUGGAAAGUAAAUAUUAAUUUAAUUUAUAAAAUUUAUGUUUUAAAGAGCAAUUUUUUUAAAAUUAAACAGAAUUAGCUCUAGAUUUCAUUAUACUAAUUAUCACUUAUAUAUCAAAAAUUUUUUCUUUAAAAAAUUUUUGUUUACUCACGGAGGGUGGGCUUUUGGGCAAAAAAUAGCGAUUUUUCUAAUGGUUUUGUUCACUCACGGAGGGGGUUUAGCAAUUUUGAUUAAUCCUGAUAAAGACAAAGCCCAGGCAUUUUUCACUGACUCCCCCCCCCUUUAAAUUGGAACUAAAAAUUUUGUUCCAAUUUAAAGGGGGGUUAAUUUUUUUUUUAAAAAAAAUAUCAGUAUAAAAUUUUUUAUAAAACAUAUAAAAAAAUUUCAACAAAAAAAAAUUUCAAAAACUUAUCGAAUUAGAUCAAUAAAUCUGUUUAAUAAAACGCUAUUUACUCUUUAUCCUUUAAAAACAAAGCAAGAUAUAACUAAAUUUUCAUUAUUAGUUAAUACGCCACUAUUAAUUGGUAUCAAAAUUAUUUACACAAAAAUUAUUAUUUUUAUUGAUAAAAUAUUAAAACAAAAAAAUUUUGGAAAAUUUAUCGAUCAAAGUGCUAAUUUUGUUUAAAUAAGAUGUUAUUUAUACUCUAUUCUUUAAAAUAAAGCAAGAAAUAAGUAAAUUUUGAAAUUUUAUAAAGAAUUCCUAUUGAAUUUAUAUCAAAACUAUCCAAAUAAAAAAUAUCAUUUUUAUCAAAAAAAACAAAAUUUUUUUGAAAAUUUUUAAAAAAAAAAUUAAUUUUUUUUUAAAAUUUAGCAAUUAAGGAUAAUAAAUUUAUUUAAAUAAGAUGCUCUUUAUACUUUUUUCUUUAAAAACGAGCAAGAUAUAAAUAAAUUUUUUAAUUUUUAGCUAAGAAGAAACAUUUAACUUAUAUCAAAACUUUUUAGAUAAAAAUUAUAUAUAAUUUUUUAUUAUAAAAUUAAAUUUUGUUCCAAUUUAAAGGGGGGGGGGAGUGAAGUAGUGUGAACUGGUCAAUUGAUUUUGACUUUGAUGAUUAUAAAAGACUUGAAGACUUGGAAAGACCCUCACUGGGUUGCAAUUUUUUCAGUCAUUAUUACUGUAUGGGUUAUGGCGAACAUGGCUCAUCCGAUUUCAGGAGCCUGCUUUAACCCAACGCAGUGUAUUACACUUAAUAUUAUCCACUAUAUUCAUACAGGAGACGAUUCAGUCCUGGAUCAUCUCUGGGUUUAUGCAUUUGCUCCACUCAUAGGCACGAUGGUCGCAGCAGGAGCUGCUGGCGCCUUGAGAACCAAAGCCAGUAAGCCCAUGAACGAAGUACAUGAAAUAAACCAAUUGAAAGGCGAAGAAGAUGCAGAGGAAAACCAGCAUUAA
Messenger RNA from Blepharisma stoltei, 1826 nucleotides. The record is from the annotation of a GenBank genome assembly. NCBI's taxonomy places the organism in Eukaryota, Ciliophora, Heterotrichea, Heterotrichida, Blepharismidae.